Symbiodinium pilosum is the source of this 501-nucleotide messenger RNA. Lineage: Eukaryota; Dinophyceae; Suessiales; Symbiodiniaceae. The record is from the annotation of a GenBank genome assembly.
GCUGUUGGGAGACGGCCGCUGAAGAUUGCAAUGCUGUCGUGGGAGACUCUCCAUACCAUCGCAGCUGGCGGCGUGGCGCCACACGUCACUGAAUUGGCUGGCGCGCUUCACAAAGCAGGCCAUACAGUCCAUAUCUUCACCAGAUCGACACAGAACCGUACCUGGGAGAAUGAUAUCUCCGGUGUCAUCUAUCACGAGGUGAACUUCAACACGGACGGCGACUUCGUACGGGAGAUCGAGAACAUGUGCAGCUCAUUCGUCGGACACUUCAUGCAAAUGGAGCACCGCUUAGGUGGCUUUGAUAUCGUCCAUGGCCACGAUUGGCUGGUAGGACCAGCGGUAAUCCAACUGGCCUCUAUGAACAAGCGAGUUGUGUUUACGAUGCACUCGACGGAGACUGGUCGAUGCGGAAACGUGCAAUAUGGAGGACAAAGUGCCCGAAUUCGCGAGAUCGAAGGCCAAGCCUGUCAUUCUGCUCAUCGGGUCAUCGCGGUGUCAGGC